This is a messenger RNA of Archocentrus centrarchus (flier cichlid), 937 nucleotides long. RefSeq names its product immunoglobulin lambda-1 light chain-like. NCBI's taxonomy places the organism in Eukaryota, Metazoa, Chordata, Actinopteri, Cichliformes, Cichlidae. The transcript is spliced from 4 exons. The record is from RefSeq and is a predicted model, not a curated record. The coding region runs from base 49 to 768 and encodes 239 amino acids.
ACAAUCUCUUUCCAAGUUACAAGUUCAUUGUCAGCACUCACUAACAAGAUGCUGGUGACUCUCUGCGCUCUCAUCACUGCUCUAACAUGUGUGAGUGGUGUGACGGUGGUGACACAGAAACCUGUUGUAUCAGUGAGGAGAGGAGAGACAGCCACCAUGGACUGUAACCUGGGGACUGUUACUGACAGUGCUGCUCGUUGGUACAAACAGAUUCCAGGAGGAGUUCCUCAGUUUGUGCUGAGCAUGAAACAUAGCUGGAGUUCUCCAACCUAUGGUUCUGGGUUCUCCUCUCCAAAAUUCACAUCCACUCAUCAGUCAAGAUCCGAUUAUCGUUUGAUCAUCAACAAUGUGGAGGAGGGAGACUCUGCAGUCUAUUACUGUAAAACAUGGGACAGCUCUGUUAAUGAGUACGUAUUUGGACAAGGAACCAAGCUGACUGUGACAAGCUCCAGCCUCCCUGCUCCUGUCCUCACAGUCUUCCCUCCGUCCAGUGCUGAGCUCCAGUCCAACAAAGCCACUCUGGUCUGUCUGUCCAGUCAGUCUGUGCAAUUUGCAGAUGUGACCUGGUCGGCUGCUGGGAGUCCAGUGAGCAGUGGGAUCUCUACCAGCACUGCUGUUCAGAGACCAGACCACACUUUCCAAAUCAGCAGCUCUCUGACCAUCCAGACAUCAGACUGGAACAUGGAUAAGGUUUACACAUGUAAAGUGUCUUUGGGCUCCCAGACUUCAGAGAAAACCAUCCAGAAGUCAGGAUGUCCCACUGAAUAGUAGAGGACCAGAAUGAGCAUUUAAAAUCUGCUUUUUUACUGCUUUCAUGUUUGCUAGAAUGUUUUCAUGUUGGAAAUCAGGAUAAAACAAAGUUUUAAGCCACGAGUCUGUUUUCUUGUCAUUACUGGACAGUAUCAGGAAUUCAUAUUUUGCUCUUUUUAACUCAAUA